This is a messenger RNA of Gaeumannomyces tritici R3-111a-1, 1674 nucleotides long. RefSeq lists its product as hypothetical. The record is from RefSeq and is a predicted model, not a curated record. Gene Ontology annotation, molecular function: methyltransferase activity. NCBI's taxonomy places the organism in Eukaryota, Fungi, Ascomycota, Sordariomycetes, Magnaporthales, Magnaporthaceae. Gene Ontology annotation, cellular component: nucleolus. Gene Ontology annotation, biological process: rRNA base methylation. The transcript is spliced from 2 exons. Bases 1 to 1674 code for a protein of 557 amino acids.
AUGUCACUGUACCAUGAGACGGCCGCCGUCUUGGCCAGCUCCGAAGGGGGCUCCCUCAAGGCGCGUGUGUUUCGCCUGAAGACGCUCAAGUCGGCCCCGUCACAGGUCUACGCGCUGGCCUUUGAGACGUGCAAAUGGAGCCCCGUCCUGAAGGAGGUGGUCGAGAAUGCCCAGCUGCUGCAGCACGAGCGCAAGUUGACACCCGUUCUUGCCUUGCUGCUUGCCCAUGAUCUGCUCCUGGCAAAGGGCGGCGUUGCCCUGCCCGCCUCGCACGGGCUGCGCCAGUCGGCGGAGCGCCACAAGGCCCGGCUCACGGCCGAGCUCACCCGGGCGCGCAUCCGCAGGAAGGCGCCGUCUCUUGAUGCUCUCAGGGCCGAGGUGGAUGAGGCGGCGUCGCCAGAUGCAGGCCACCCGCGCUGGAUCCGCAUCAACACUUUGAAAACCUCGAUCGCCACAGAGCUGGAGUCCACCUUUGCAGGCUUUACGAAGGUCGCGUCGAUCCCGGACCUACUCGCCCGGAGCAAGCCAGAUGGCAUAUACAUGGACGAGCACAUCCCAAACUUGAUUGCCGUAUCACGCCGCGUCGACAUGAUCAAAAAGGAAGCCUACAAGUCGGGCGCCAUCAUCCUACAGGACAAGGCCUCCUGUUUUCCCGCCUACCUGCUGGACCCCCGCCCCGAGGAUGGGGAGGUCGUGGACGCGUGCGCGGCUCCCGGGAACAAAACAACCCACCUUGCCGCCGUCCUCAAGUCCCGCCGCGCCGCGUCCGGUUUCGCGGGGCCGCUGCGGAUCCAUGCCUUCGAGAAGGACCCUGUACGUGCCAUGACGCUGGAAAAAAUGGUCAAGCUGGCAGGGUCAGACGGCUUCACGUGUUUGAACAAAGGCAAGGACUUUCUCAAGGCGAACCCAGACGAUGCGCUUUACGCGAACGUUGGUGCUCUGCUACUCGACCCAAGCUGCUCGGGCAGCGGCAUUGUCGGCCGCGACGACGCCCCUGAGCUGCGACUCCCCAACGCCCCCGGAGUCAAGGGGACGACAAAGCCGGAGCACAGCCCAGCAAAAGGGAAGCGGGAUCGCAAGCGGAAACGUGGGGAUGAAGGCCAAGACGACGGCGGCAUCAAGGAGGGCGAAAGUGAUGGUGCCGGGCAGACGCUCGUGGACGACGACGGUAAGACUACGGUGGUGUCCUCGGAAGCCGACCUCAAGGCCCGGCUCGCCGCGCUGUCGUCGUUCCAGUGCAGCCUCCUGGUGCACGCGCUCGGGUUUCCCGUGGCACGGCGGGUCACUUACUCGACGUGCUCGGUGCACGCUGAGGAGAACGAGCACGUGGUUCUCGCUGCCCUCCGUUCCGAGGUCGCGAGGGAGCGUGGCUGGCGGAUCCUGACCAGGGCUGAGCAGGUCGACGGCAUGCGGCGGUGGCCGGUCCGGGGGCGGGUCGAAUUCUGCGGCGGAGACAAGGGCGACGCGCAUGCCGAGGCCGUGGCGGAGGGCUGCAUCCGGGCGUACAAGGGGGACAGCCAAGGUGUCAUGGGCUUCUUCGUGGCGGCCCUAGUCCGAGACGGCGGCGCUGCGGGGCCCGACACGGCCAGGCCCAUGAUCCAGACGACCGCCAGCGACAGCAGGGCUGAUAUGGAUGACUCUGAGGAGAGCGAUUGGGGAGGGUUCGAUGAUUAA